CGCCCCUUGCUUGAAGAAACCUAACAUUUGUGGAGGGUGAGAAGCGGUCUACCUUGUGCUAUGAUGAUCUACUUGACACACAUGAGCUUAUAUAAAAAAAAACGAGAACUUGGCUGGACCUGGUCACCUUAAGAUCUUAACCAUGGAUAGGUCGUCAGACCUCACACCAAAGAGACAAUGUUCUGCUCGCUCUGAACUUGAUAGUCAGACCAAACAAACAAUAGGAAACAAAGUCAAAAAGAAAAAUUUGUCACGAUACAUUCAUUGGGUACCAGUUACUAGCAUAAAGUCACUUGAUACAAAUGCGACUCAGAACAUUGACAGUUGGCCCACGGACAACAAAAGGUCCCAUAGAUUGACUUUGUCUAGAGUGCCCCUGUGUCCAAGUCUGGUUUCCAUAGACGAUGACAAUGUCAGUACUUCAUCACGCUGUACCAAAAUGCUACCCAUCACGCGCGCCACGACUAACGCUGACGAAGAAUUCGUGAAUUGGAACCGAGGCAGUUCCAACGGACUAAGACAAGUUCGUCUGUCCACUGACUGGCAGGCUCGAGGCAAGCAUUCGGACAGUUUGCGGCACGCUCUUUACACAGGCUACAGCUAUUCCCUGGUUGUUCCAGUCGACCAGAUAUCUGAAAUCCUACGAUCGUCACCUUCACUGGCCGUUAGGUCAUUAGGAAGUGGACGAACAUGUUGGCGAACUUUAAAUGACGUCAACGUACGUAUUCACGCCGGACACACAUUCCGGCCUGGAAGAAAUUACGUCACUAAGUCCAACGGAAUAAACGAACAUGGCGGGGAAAACACUCGCCACUUAUCUUUUCGAAAUGGCUACCUCCACAAGAAAGGGCGAGAAUGUCCACAGCUACCGAAAGAAACUUUUCUGAGUGUUAAACACCUUACCUCUGACACUAUGUCAUCUCAUGAAGCCCACCCCAACGCAAUGCUUCUCUCAGACGUCACUAGUCCGUCGGCAAGUUCGAAAAUGCCUCCUUUAAAAUCAGGUUCGAAAUCCUCGGAAGUCAAACAUGUCGUCAAAACGCUGUCACCGUCCAAGCAUGGCUACCACCCCAGGAGUCAGUCCCCUACGUUUAAAUGUCUAGUGGCAGCGUCCGAGCUUCUGCAAAAAGUCAACAUGUCCGACGAAAUAGAACACCCGCGAUUUUACUCCCCGGAAGUCAGUCAGCCAAGUGAAGGCGCAGGCGAAGAAGAAAGCUCACCACGUGACCGACACCCAAGUCUGACUAAUAGCGAAGAUAUAAAGCGGAUAAUUCUUCCUAUCAGUAUUGAUCUAAAAAAUCAACAAAGACAUCGAUCCGAUCCAAAGCCCGCCAGAUGCAAGGUACUAAAUCUGGAACCACUGCGCACAGAAAGGCAUGGGUACAUCAAAGAAGGGAUUGCGCAAAGUAAGGCGCUAAACUCCAGGUCUGAGAUCGAGGCCAGCACAUCUAAUAAGUUGCCGCCUGACCAUGUCAGUGAUAGAUCUAGUAAACCAUCAAAUGUUUCAAAUCAAAACCCCGAAGAUAGUAGGACCGCGAACUCCAUAAUGUGUGAAGUUGAAACUAACCCAAGGAACGGACGUACGACACACAUUCAUUUAUUUCUUCCUAAUAUUCUUCAAGGUAGAAACAAGAUGACAUGCCAUUCAACUGACUUGGUUCUUAAUGGAUCGAGUGAUCAACAUGUUAAUGAUAGUGCAGAUGACCUUGAAUCUUCACUUAGUGAAAAAUCUGAAAAUGACCAGCCCAUAACAAACAGCCAGGCUAACGACUCUCCGCAACUACCUGAUAAAACUAACCGCAAGUUGAGUGACACAUCCCUGAUCCUACCAUCUGGCGUAAAAGUCAGUGACAAAGUGGCAAGGAAAACGUUAAAAGUUGACAAGCCUUCUGCGAGACAUUCUGUCAAGGCAAAGGUGAAUUAUUCUCGCAAACGUCGAGUUUCUGUCUGCACCGACCCUCAAAAGUCGGAAUCAUCUUCCGGAAGAAAGCAAGGCUCCACCCAAUCGUCUGCACGCUCAGAGCACCAAUUACAAAGCGAAAGACUGAAGAAACAAUUGGAUGAGUUCCCAACUUUAAUAUCACUGAACUAUUCAGAAUUGUAGAUUGUAGAGCACAUUAACAACUUUAUUUCAUUAUAAUUGAACUGAUACGAAGUAAACUGUAAGAGUCUAUGUAGAAAAAAAAACAACUUUUUUGUUUAACAUAAAAUACCUCGGCCCUUCGAUGCUGGCAUACUAACCCAUCAAAUUGGGUGGAUGUCUGGUCGUCACAAUUCUGCCAAGUUUAACCCUUUCCCGCUUCCAUUCCGUGCAGUCCUACAAUAGACCUGUACUAGGAUGUACGAUUUUUUAAGUAACGUCUGAAACGUAGAAAUUAUUUAUAUAUAUAUACUUUUUAGUAGCCUAAUUCAAAGGUAUAUGUGCUGCACACUAAUUCUUUACUCAAUGAGAAUAAGCUACACAUUAUCUGAAACUCCUGUCGUGACUGACGAGACUUAUUCCCUUAAAGCACGUGAAAGAAAUUGGGCAAUGUGUUUUAAUGUCUCUUUGUCCCCGUUCUACUGCAAUAACUCGUAUCCAGACAUGGACCAAUUCUUUCUUUCUCACCUUCUUGUUCCUUCUCGUGCAAGACGCGACAUUCUCACAAAAUGUGGUCUAUUGUUUCUUCGCCCUCUCUGCAAUGGCGGCGUCCUUUGUCAUAAUUCUCUCUGAAUCGCUCAAAGUACACGCCAAUCGGGCAAUAACCGACUCUGAACUGGGCUAGGACGGCCUGUUCUUCUCGCUUUAAUUGCCAUCAUGUACCUAUACAUACUGGAUUUUUCCUCUGCCUCUAUAAUUCUCUGCCAUUUUAUAUGUAUACAAAAUGUACAUGUUUAAUGCGAUAGGUUCUGGAGCGAGCCUUCUUUUUAGCGAAAUUUGAUUGCCUUCUUUCACUUGUACCUGAUGCGCCGCUGUCCUGUGCAUGUGUCCGAGCUCUAAUUUGUAAGAGGGAACAAACUUUUGGUUAGAUAACAGAGACAAUGCAGAGAAUAAUGCUAGAGUUCGUCUUGAUCGUAAUUGGUAUAUCAAAAUGAGGGGAGAUAAGUUACCUUUAUUUCGUAGCGUGAACGUUGCAGACAGCUGCAGUUUGGUUUGUGUUACUAAAAGUGACUUAGGUUUAAGUUGUCGCGCUGUGAUCGUUUAGAGUAGGCUAUAGAGCCUACUUCCAGGGCCGGCCUUAAGCAUAAGCAAACUAGGCAGCGGCCUAGUCCCUCCAGUUUGUGGGAGCCUCGCACAUGACCAAAAAUAAAAUAAAAAUAGAAUAAUUAAAUAAAUGUCGUAAUUAAAUUUUUUCGCUGUUUUUAAUUUCAUCUGGAGCAACAAUUUCACUUCGUCUAGGGCCUCCAAUUAUCAAAGGCCGGCCCUGCUACUUCUACUGCUCUUCCUGGAAAUCCGACGUAAUGCUUUUUUUUUUUUGCAGGGGGUGUGGGAGGAGAUGAAGGUUGGCAGUUGGCAUAGAUAGGCCUAUAUUCGAAAAACAACUUUGUUUAAAUUCUAAAAGGUUCUCUGAUAACUUUCAGGAACAUGUCAAUCAGAGACAUGUCUGUUCUAUUCUGUUCCCCAUCAAGGAGUAAAAUAAACUUCGAAUUUUUUUUUUUGAUCGUCGAAACAUCCAGUCAUUUAUAGACGGAAAAUUCAAAUAUAUAAUCAAUGUUAAAUGCAUUAUAAAGGAACCUGUUUGUAGUAGGCAAGGUCAGGGGCCCGGGCAUUUCUAUAAAAUUCGGCCCACAAAUUCUCUAUUAUGUGAUGGGCAUCCAUUUCUAGGUGUAUCGGUCCUUAAAAAUCAUUAAGUAUGAUAAUGUAUCGAUAUGCAUGCAUACAGUGAACUCUAUAUCUUAAUAAGCAAUAUAGCGUCUUUUUAAAUCAGCAAUUAUGUAGGCCCUAAAAAGAUUAAGCUUAUUAGUAGCACUGUCUACAUUCUACAUUUUAUUUUCGGAAAAUGUGUUCGAUUAAAAUAGUAUUACACUGCAAUGUCUGUGAAAGAUUUGUUUAAACACGACGCUCAGAUGGCCUGUUAUACAAAUAAUAAUAAUAAUAUAAUAAGAAUAUUAUAAAACCUUUAACAACUUGAUAUGUACCAUAAUGACUUCGAUCAGGCCAUUUCGGUGGCCCUACCGGCCCAUCGAGCAUUUGCCCAAGAGCCUGUAUAGCCAGUCCGCCCCUGGGCAAGGUGUUAUAUGCAUAAUAAUUAAAAGUUUCUGGAAGUGGUAACCGUUUUUUAAAUCUUUUUUUUUUAUUUAAAAAAAAAAAUUAAAUUUGAUAAACUUUUUUUAUAUACAAAAAUGGCCCCCCAAAAGAGGAAAAAUCGUUCCCUCUGUGUUAUACUAAACAUUUAAUAGGCCUACGUUUCGCUAAAGCUAUCGCGCUUUCAAUGUCUAAGUUCAGCAUUAUUCUGUAGCAGGUGGAAACGGCUAUUUUUGGUAUUCUGAAAACAAACCCUUUCGUUAUGCAAUCAUAUUUUUUUUUAUUCAUAAAUGUAGGCUACACAUUUUAUACAUAUUAAUAUUGUAAAAUGUUAUAAAGUAUUUUACUAAUUAUAGCAGUUGUGAAAAAGUAAUUAAUUGUUCAUUACAUUUAGAUCCCUAUACAUAGCCUAGGUAAAAAUGGCUUCGUCAUAUCUCAAAAGAAUAUGUAACUAUAGUAUAUAUAUGGAGUGCUGGCUGGGUGGUAAAGUACUUUGCUUCUGGAACCAAGGAUCCGGGUUGGAAUCCUGUGAUUUUUAAUUUCGGGAUACUUAGGGUACCGAUGAGUCCAGCCAGCCCUUGUAGGUACCUGACAUUAAUUGGGUAAAAAGAUGACAGUUGGUCGUUGUGCUGUCCACAUGAUACCCUCGCUAAUGGUGAGCCACAGAAACAGAUGACCUUUACAUCAUCUGCCCUACAAAUCGCAAGGUCUGAAAGAGGAACUUUACUUUUGUAAUAUAAAUUAACGAAAAAGUUGAAAAAUGUUUUAAAGCACAUCAUUUGGUGUUGGGAGGUUGUUUUUUUUCUUUAAUCAAACAUAUGCAUUGUAAUAAAUUGAGUAUGUGCAAACAUUUA
Messenger RNA from Biomphalaria glabrata, 5079 nucleotides. RefSeq lists its product as uncharacterized. The record is from RefSeq and is a predicted model, not a curated record. NCBI's taxonomy places the organism in Eukaryota, Metazoa, Mollusca, Gastropoda, Planorbidae. Bases 143 to 2104 code for a protein of 653 amino acids. The transcript is spliced from 2 exons.